Messenger RNA from Metarhizium acridum CQMa 102, 1818 nucleotides. The record is from RefSeq and is a predicted model, not a curated record. Lineage: Eukaryota; Fungi; Ascomycota; Sordariomycetes; Hypocreales; Clavicipitaceae.
AUGCCCAACACCGCAACACGCAUAACCAAGCUCAACAAAAUUCUUGGCUUGGCUUUCGGGAACAAGCUCCAACACUACCAAAUGGCCACCAUUGCCCCAAACCCGUCGACUACAACUACCGAUACCAACGGUGUCAACGAUGUCAACGGUGCCGCGCAGACGAAAUCCGACAUUGCCAAUCUACCUAGCCCUGUAGACCAAGCCAAUGGCGCGGACCAGAGCCACCAGGCCAAGCCCGAUGCCGCAAAUCCAUCCAAGGCACCCGAGGCAGCCAACGACACCGACGACGAAACCGACGACGACAACGCGGGCCAGGGCACUUGCAACACCAAGCAUUCACAGCCUCGAGACAACGGAACACGGCCGGCACCCAAACCCAAAUCACUGCAAGCGAACGGCUCCGGUCUGAAACGGGCAAUCAAGGGCAAGAAACCACCUGGGGGUUUCGACACAACACCGCUGCCAGACGCGCCUCAAGGCUAUACCAUUCGAUUUACCUUUCGCUAUGCUGCCAACUUACCACCGGCUGACUUUGGUACUGCCUCCUCUGACCCGUUCCUCACCGCCACGCUCACGGCGUCCAACCCAAAGAGACAUAAAGAGGACCCUGACCUCGUCCACCGCACUCGCACCAUUAGGAAGACGACAGAGCCGGAAUGGAACGAAGAGUGGGUGGUCGCAAAUGUGACUCCGUCGGGAUUUAAACUCAAGUGUCGCCUCUAUGAUGAGGACGCCGCUGACCAUGACGACCGCCUAGGAAACGUGACCAUCCAAGUGCCUCGAGUAUUUGAACAAUGGGAAGGGAUUCCUCCACCGGGUAAGGAGUAUGCGGCCAAGAAGCGCGUCAUGAGCAAGCGAGCUUUCCUAGUCCAGGCAAUAGCAAGCUUGUUGCGCUCUGAUACUCAUCUCACCCCAAAACUUUGCGUCAGCAUUGAAGUCCUCGGCAAAUCAGAUCCUCCAUUUGCCCAGAUGUGUACCCUUGGGCCAACGAGGUGGACAAAACACUUUAGUCCCAUGAUUGGGAGAAUAACAGGCACCAAAGUGAACAGGGAUGAGGAACAUGACCAGGACGGGGGAUCUUGUCAGGCCGCGAGCUCCGGUCAAGCUGGGGAAAAGAAGAGCCAGAAAUACGACUUCCAAGCAAAUGAGAUGCAACUACAGGGUCCCGUACCAGCUGAACUGUACCACCGCUAUGUCGAGUUCAGACCCAUCAUCAGUUCCAUGUUCUCGUCAAAAGGCAUCCGCGGCAAAAUUCUCAACAUGGCGCUGCACAAGCAACACAACCGCGUGUACAACUACGACCAGUCCACAGAAUGGGGCUCAUUCGAGCCGUGCUCCGACGCAGCGACGCUGGCCUUUCUCAGACUCGCCCACUUUGACGAAGGCGGCCGAACGUUUACCUACGUACUCACGUUGGACGGCCUGUUCAGGUUCACCGAGACGGGCAAAGAAUUCGGCAUUGAUCUUCUGAGCAAGCACACAAUGCACUCCAACGUAGAGACGUAUAUUGCCUGCUCUGGAGAAUUCUUUAUUCGACGGCUCGAACGACCCGUCGCAUCAGAUGACCCCCAACCCGCGGAGAAGACGCACCCAGAGGAUCCCAUCUCUGGCGGCCCACCUGAUGAGUCGCCGCCCUCCAACCCGGCGUACUACCAGCUUUUCAUCGACAAUGAUUCCGGGACGUACCGACCGGAUAAGUCGAUUUUGCCCAAACUCAAGAAAUUUCUCGAGAAGAACUUUCCCAACUUGGGCGUCGUCACUAUGCACUGUGAGGAUGAGGAGCUCCAGAGGACCCCCAUACGAUCAAAGACGCUCUGA